AUGACAGCAACUUCAACAGCAACCUCAACAAUAACAACGACUACUCUUAACUCGAAUAAAGCGUCUACCACCGGCAGCACAAUAUCAGCUUCUAUUGUCUCAAUAUCACCUACCUCCACGAGCAGCGCCGUUUCAAAUAACUCAACCUCAAACACGGUCAGUGUCGCUGCCAUUGCUGGUGGGGUUGGUGGCGGUGUCGCUGCUGUUGCCAUCGUCGCGGGCAUUCUUUGGUUCUGUUUACGUCGUCGCCGGAAUAAGAACAAAAGACCCAGCGAUAAUCUCAUAUUCGAAGAGGCGCCUCCAUACGCUGCUACUAUAACCGAGUCCUUUGCGAAGGUUAGGGGGCCUCCCAUGUCAGAACUCGACAGUACGAAGAACGUCGGAGUGGUUGAGUUACCUGGGCAUGCCAUAGCUGACUCGGUAAAGUAUAACCGAUUCUAA
Penicillium verhagenii is the source of this 441-nucleotide messenger RNA. RefSeq lists its product as uncharacterized. The record is from RefSeq and is a predicted model, not a curated record. The coding region runs from base 1 to 441 and encodes 146 amino acids. The transcript has a single exon. NCBI's taxonomy places the organism in Eukaryota, Fungi, Ascomycota, Eurotiomycetes, Eurotiales, Aspergillaceae.